UCAUAGGCGGCGGCGGCUCGCGCUCCUGGCUUGCCAGUCCGUCAGUCGGAGCUGGGCGCUCGCGAAGGGAGGAGCUGCUGUGAGGCCCGAAAGCGAGCGCCUCCUCCCGACCUCCCCCCCGCCUCCGCCCUGCCGAGCCCCGAGGAUGAUAAACACCCAGGACAGUAGUAUUUUGCCUUUGAGUAACUGCCCCCAACUACAGUGCUGUAGGCACAUUGUCCCAGGGCCUCUGUGGUGCUCCGAUGCCCCUCACCCACUGUCGAAGAUCCCCGGUGGGCGAGGGGUUGGCAGGGAUCCUUCUCUCUCAGCUUUGAUAUAUAAGGAUGAGAAGCUCACUGUUAACCAAGAUCUUCCAGUGCACGAUGGGAAACCACACAUUGUCCACUUCCAGUACAAAGUUACGGAAGUAAAGGUCUCCUCCUGGGAUGCAGUGCUAUCCAAUCAGAGUCUUUUUGUGGAAAUCCCUGAUGGCAUAUUAGCUGAUGGGAGUAAAGAAGGAUUAUUAGCACUGUUGGAAUUUGCUGAAGAAAAAAUGAAAGCAAGUUAUGUCUUUAUUUGCUUCCGAAAAAGCAGAGAAGACAGAGCUGCAUUACUGAAGACAUUCAGUUUUUUGGGCUUUGAAAUUGUGAGGCCUGGCCAUCCCUGUGUCCCAUCACGACCAGAUGUGUUGUUCAUGGUAUACCCCCUGGAUCAGGUCUCUUCUGAUGAUGAUUAGACCCAGUGCAGCACUUCAGUGGGACCCGAACAUGCUUCAAAGACGAGAGGGGGCUAAAACUCCUCUUCGGAGGAAAGGAAAAACAAAAUUCUUCUGGACUGAAACUGCAUUUCUUAUUGUUAGAGUGACCUGUAUAUCUUCUGAGUUGACUUUUCCAUUGAAAUGUGUUACCUAGUGAAUAAUA
Molecule: messenger RNA, 899 nt
Organism: Zootoca vivipara (common lizard)
Lineage: Eukaryota; Metazoa; Chordata; Lepidosauria; Squamata; Lacertidae
Gene: OAZ2
Product: ornithine decarboxylase antizyme 2
Biological process (GO): positive regulation of protein catabolic process
Cellular component (GO): nucleus; cytoplasm
Molecular function (GO): ornithine decarboxylase inhibitor activity
Source: RefSeq, a predicted model, not a curated record